AUGCGAUACAGAUGUAUCUCUAGAAUUUGGCAUACUCUAUUACAAUCCUCUUAUUUUAUCAAUCUUCAUUUCAAGUGCCCCAUCACCACCAAAGACCAAUUUAUUCUCUUUAAACGAUCUCUUCAAGAAGAAGAAGGGGAAUUUAAAAAUCUCUUGUCUUUUCUUUGUGGUGGUGAUGAUAGUGAUGAUCUUAUCCCCAUUUCUCCAAAUAUAGAAGUUCCAUAUCUAUGUUCUAGUUAUGCUAGUCUAUCUCAUAGUCUCAUGGGGCCUUGCAAUGGUCUGAUUGUUCUGACUGAUACCCAAAGCAUUGUCUUACUUAAUCCCGCCACAAGAAAAUACAACAUGCUUCAACCCAGUCCAUUUGGCUGUCCACAGGGUUUCAACCGUUAUGUUUGUGGUCUAGGAUUUGGCUUCGACUUGACGGUGAAUAAUUACAAAGUCGUUAGGAUUUCAGAAAUAUAUUCGGAUCCCUACAAGGAUCCUUGCGUGAGAGGGUUCAAAGUUGAGAUUUAUGAUUUGGACAUUGAUUCUUGGAGAGAACAAAACUACGAGGAGGAAGAGUUGCCCUUGGUGUUUUGGGUUCCUUGUUCAGAGAUCUUUUACAAGGGAGUUGUUCAUUGGUUUGCAACUGCAGAUACAGAGGUAAUUCUUUGUUUUGAUAUGAGCACUGAUACAUUUCGUACUAUGAAGAUGCCGGACACUUGUUAUGUUCUUGAUGGGAAGUGUUAUGGCCUUGUAAUUUUUGAUAAGUCUCUCACAUUGAUUUGUUAUCGUGAUCCAACAUGUGAGAUUGAUCCAACAGUGGAUAUGAUGGAUAUUUGGACAGUGAAAGAUUAUGGUGUAAAUGAUUCUUGGAUUAAGUUAUACACUAUUAGACCUCUUCCUAUUGAAUCCCCUUUAACGGUUUGGAAGGAUUUAUUGCUUCUUCAAAGUAGAACUGGACAAUUGAUUUCCUACAAUUUUAUUUCGGACGAAGUAAAGGAAUUUAAUUUACAUGGAUAUCCUUCAAGCUUGAGGGUUGUAGUUUACAAGGAAAGUUUGACUUCAGUUCCAAAAGAAAACGGGCAAGGCACACAAGCUCAAGGAAUUUAGAAAUGGUAUGGCUCUUUUGUUGUUUAUUUAUUUUUUUUUUUUUUAUUUUUUUUGUUUUUUGACGAGUUAGUACCUAGUCUUCAAGAUACAGAAAAUUUUGGUGAAAUGUUUCAACACUUAUCCUUUGGUAAUUAGUUGAAAGGUUUUAACACUUAUCUUUUGGUGAUUAGUUGUUACCAUGAGCAACAACCAAAUUAGAAAUAAUUUAUGUGCUAUAAUUUAUUUGAAUGAUAUUUAAUCUAGCACUCAGAAUUGAUAUUUUUUUUAUUUGUGCUUACCUAGAUAAUAAAAAAAUUAGA
Molecule: messenger RNA, 1391 nt
Organism: Lycium ferocissimum
Lineage: Eukaryota; Viridiplantae; Streptophyta; Magnoliopsida; Solanales; Solanaceae
Product: F-box protein CPR1-like
Exons: 1
Coding region: 1-1092 (363 amino acids)
Source: RefSeq, a predicted model, not a curated record